AUGGAGAAUCCCAGAAGCCCUGCUGCCAUGGGCAAAGUACCUCCCAUAUUCAGAAUCAACCUUUCACUUCCUCCAUCAGAACGCUAUGUCGAACUGGCGCGUAUCUACCGCGACAAGAUGCGUGCCCUACGCGGCAUGUUCGAUGAAUUGGUUCAAGGCAUUUCGCCCAGGAUCCCGCUGAAGGGGGUGCAUUGGCUGGCCAAACUCUCUUUGCGCAAACUAUACACAGAUGAAGAAACAGAGGAGCUUCGUGGAAUCAGUCGCACAACCGAUAUUGACAUGUACCUCCUCAUCAGCCUGAACACGGUACUGGACCUUCUCAUGGGUUGUACCAGUGGUGGUGUGCGCAGCAAAAGCGGAUUGCAGACCAAAAUGCUUCAUUUCCGGACCCUUGAUUGGGGUAUGGAUCCGUUGCGUGAUUUGAUCGUGCAGCUGGAGUUUGUACGAGACGAUGACCCGGAGAAAGUGCUUGCCACGAGCAUCACGUACGUGGGUUAUAUCGGCGUGCUUACGGGAGUGAGGAAAGAUCUGAGCAUGUCACUUAAUUUCCGGCCUGUACAUGAUGAAUCUCGGAACGUGGCUUUUUACACGAAUCAUCUGCUCGUUCUGCUUGGAAUCCGGCAAUCUAUCUCGUCACUACUGCGGGAGUGUCUUUUCUCGUUUCCCGACGAACCAACGCCAAAGAGAGAAGAAUCUCUAUCAACACUGAAGAAGAUCGUUGCUCAAGUCCCCAGCAUGCCGACCACGGCGGUGUACUUGAUCUUCAGCGAUGGAGUCACCACAGUAACCAUGGAGAAAGACCACGGAACUGCCGUUGUUCGCUCCUCACCUUCAUUCAUCAUCACCACAAACCACGACCACGAACCGGACUCAAAGACACUGAAAUCUAUUGCCGAUGAAAAGAGGAAGAACCACGUUGGCCUAUCACUCAUCUCAUCCGAGGCACAAGUCAUGGCCGACUUCAUCGAAGACAGCAACGAAAGACGCGAUUGCAUGCAAGCCCGAUGGGAUACAAAAGUGCAACAGGCUGUGCAAGCUAAAAAGGCCGCUACGAAGAAGGUCACAGAACAUAUCGAGAAUCUUGAUCAGCCACAGCGCAGUCGUUCAUCACUGCGCCUGCGCAAGAAACGAGAAGAAGAAGCCGAGGAGGCUGAACGACAACGCGCCUCGAUGCAGGACUCGUUGGAUGGCGCGGAUGUGACCGUCACUCAAAAGGAAAUCAUCUCCUGGCUCACAACAUUCCCAGUCUCGAACGAAACCACGCACUACGCGACUAUCAUGGAUCCGUCCAAGGGUAAAGUGGCUUGGGUACGACAAUAUGACCCCAGCGAAUGGGAAGAAGCCUCGGAAGACGUGAGUGACUAG
Messenger RNA from Penicillium cataractarum, 1365 nucleotides. RefSeq lists its product as uncharacterized. The record is from RefSeq and is a predicted model, not a curated record. The transcript has a single exon. The coding region runs from base 1 to 1365 and encodes 454 amino acids. NCBI's taxonomy places the organism in Eukaryota, Fungi, Ascomycota, Eurotiomycetes, Eurotiales, Aspergillaceae. Gene Ontology annotation, molecular function: hydrolase activity, acting on carbon-nitrogen (but not peptide) bonds.